AUGGCCGCUGUCGAUGAGAAGAGCGUCGGUCUCGGCCGCUCGCCCAGCGACAGCGACAUGGCCGAUGGUCAGGUCAUGGGUGUCGAGCGCGAUGCUGAUGUCGUGGCCAAGUAUGGAGAGACUCACCGCGGCCUCAGCCCUCGGCACGUGCAGCUUAUGGCCAUUGGAGGCUCUAUCGGCACUGGACUUUGGGUUGGUAUCGGUGGAGUGCUCUCGAAAGCAGGUCCUCUCUCGGUCGUCCUUGGCUACGCCUUCUGGGGUCUAUUCUUCAUCUGGCCGCUCAACCUCUGCGUCGCCGAGAUGUGCGCCUACCUGCCCAUCCGCGGCACGAUCUUUGAGCUCGCCCGCCGCUUCGUCGACCCGGCCCUCGGCUUCGCCAUGGGUUGGACCUACUUCUUCGCCGGCCUGAUGCUGGUCUGCACCGAAUACGCCGCCGUCGCCACCAUAAUGCAGUACUGGAGCAAGGACAUCAACCCGGCCGUCUGGAUCGCCAUGGCCAUGGUCUUGUGCAUCAUGCUCAAUGUCGUGGCCGUCAAGUGGUACGGCGAGAGCGAGUUCAUCAUGGCUUCCACAAAGGUUAUACUGCUGUUCGGCCUCAUCAUCCUCACAAUCAUCACCAUGGCCGGCGGAAACCCGCAGCACGACGCCUACGGUUUUAGGAAUUGGGGCGACGGCAACUACAUACAUCCGUAUCUGGCCCAGGGCGACGCUGGGAGGUUCCUCGGCUGGUGGAAGGUCGUCAUCUAUGCUGCCUUCACCAUUGCCGGUCCGGACAUGAUCGCUUUGGCCGCGGGCGAGAUUGUCAACCCGAGGCGCACCAUUCCCCGUGUCGCCAAGCUCAUCUUUUACCGUCUUGUCGGAUUCUACUUUGUCGGCGUCCUCUGCGUCGGCAUCAUCUGCAGCUCCAGGGAUCCUAGACUCAUGGGGGCCUUGGCCGACGGCGCUUCCGGCGCCGCUGCCAGUCCUUGGGUCAUUGGAAUCGAGAACCUUGGCAUCCGGGUGCUUCCUCACAUCAUCAACGCUGCCAUUAUGCUCUCCGGAUGGUCCUGCGGCAACGCCUACCUCUACUCGGCCUCGCGUACGCUCUACGGGCUGGCGCGCGACAACCAGGCGCCCAAGUUCCUGCUCUACUGCACCAAGCAGGGCGUGCCUAUCUACUGCGUGCUGGUCGUGUCGCUCAUCUCGUGCAUCACCUUCCUCGUGUCGUCCAACUCGGCCGUCGAGGUCUUCUUCUGGUUCGUCGACCUGACCACGACGGCGCUCAUCAUGACCUACACCAUGAUGAUGAUCACCUUCAUCGGCUUCUACCGCGCCCGCAAGGCCCAGGGGAUGGACCCCCAGACGCUGCCGUACCUGGCCCCCUUCACCCCUUACUCGGCCUACCUGGCUCUGUUCCUCGGCUGCGUGGCCAUCUUGUUCGUCGGCUUCGACGCGUUUGGACCCUUCAACGUGCGCUCAUUCAUCACGGCCUACUUCGCCCUUGCGUUCGGCGCCUUCACGUACGUCCUUUGGAAGGUCCUCAAGCGGACCAAGCUGGUCGACCCCAGAGAGGCCGAUCUCUACUCGGGCAAGAAGGAGGUCGACGAGGAGUGCAGGCACUGGGAGGAGGGUGGUAUCGAGGAGGUGGAGAGGGCAAGGCUGGCGCAGAUGAGCUUUGCGAGGAGCCUCGUGAACCCCGGCCUCGAUGUGCGUAGGCCCAAUAUCCGUUCCAAUCACGUCUCCAAGCCGGUCGAUCCAGCCGGUGCCAGCCCUAUCAAUCCAAACCACCUUGAGGCCACUAGCCCUGGCGCCAACGACAUCAAACGGGUUCGCCGUGACCAGCCAAACGUCAUCGACGCCGACCGCACCGUCGCCGCCGCUCCUGCUCGCGGUGGCAUUGGCGAUGAGGUGAUCAUAGACGGCACUGGCGGGCUUGAAGGCGCCGACGGCCUCGACGCUGAGUGGCGGCUUCUCAAAGACGGCGUCGUAGCGCGACAGGGUGGGCGAGCUGGCGACGCUCGCGCUCACGGCGGCGGCGGUGCCGUUGCUGAAGAUGAAGCAGCGCACGUCGCGGCCGCCCUCGCGCCGCUCCGACUCGAGCUGCCGCAGGCCCUGCUCCACGUCGCCGUAGACCGAGAGCGCGUCGUAGCUGCGCUGUAGCGCCGCCACGGCCUCGGCGCUCAGGGGCACGCCCGCCUCGGCGGCUGCGUGCUUGAGGGCCGCCUCGGUGAUGUCGGCAAACGGACGAUAUAUUCCUGGAAAAACGAGCAUGAACAAAUGGAGAAUGACACCGACUCGGCGGCAAAUCACAACAUCGACAUCUUUCGCGACUGCGUGUCGGCCGUUCUCGUGGAGCGGCUUUCCCAGCGCGAGGGAUCCAAAUCGAAAAAGAAAAGAUCCUCCAAGCGCAACUCUAGAUCCAGUAGAAAAUCCACAAUUCACCAGCCGGACCCUGAGGCUGCCGGUGCGGGGUCAGUCGAGCCCGUCACCACCACCACGGCUCUGCAACAGCAGCCGCAAAACGACGACGCCGAGGAGCUCUCCGAGUUCAUCGGGUACGUCGCCGACACCACGUUCGACCUGCUGCCCGCCGAGCUGCGGCUCCUGACGCACCGCAGCUGGGCCGAGGACCCGUCCCUGGCCGACAGGUACAGCCUCCCACUGACGGGGCCCAGCCUGAGCGCCGCGCUCCCCACCGUCGUCGACCCGGACGUGUCCACCGCCCUGUCGGCCUACGGCGAUCCGGAGGACCUGCUCGCGCCCGUCGUGACGGCGUACGUGACGACCGCCACGGCCGCACCGGUCAAGGUGGCGCGCGGCCAGGCUGACGAGUGCGAGCUGUGCGGCCGCGACUGGAUUCACCUGACGUAUCACCACCUCAUCCCGCGCAUGGUGCACGACAAGGUCCUCAGGCGGGGCUGGCACCGCGAGGACGAGCUGCAGAACGUCGCCUGGCUGUGCAGGGCCUGCCACAACACCGUCCACAGGUUUGCGUCCCACGAGGACCUCGCCAGGUACUACUACACCGUAGACUUGCUGCUUGCGCAGGAUGAGAUCGCCGCCUUUGCUCAGUGGGUUGGCAGGUUGAGGUGGAAGGGCAGGUAG
Messenger RNA from Pyricularia pennisetigena, 3084 nucleotides. RefSeq lists its product as uncharacterized. Gene Ontology annotation, biological process: amino acid transmembrane transport. Lineage: Eukaryota; Fungi; Ascomycota; Sordariomycetes; Magnaporthales; Pyriculariaceae. Gene Ontology annotation, cellular component: membrane. The transcript is spliced from 5 exons. Gene Ontology annotation, molecular function: amino acid transmembrane transporter activity. The coding region runs from base 1 to 2139 and encodes 712 amino acids. The record is from RefSeq and is a predicted model, not a curated record.